Messenger RNA from Paramecium pentaurelia, 614 nucleotides. NCBI's taxonomy places the organism in Eukaryota, Ciliophora, Oligohymenophorea, Peniculida, Parameciidae. The record is from the annotation of a GenBank genome assembly.
AUGAAGAUCAAAACACUAUUAAUAAAUGUUAAUGAUAUCUUUAUAUUCUCACCUUAAUUAUUUAUAAUUUAAUUCAAUUAAGAAUUAAAAAUGAGUUAAUCCUAAAAUUCACAAAUAUCUUUAUCUCCCCAGAAAAAACAGCAAUAAUAUUUUCCAGCCAUUUAUUUAAAAACCACAGAAUCCCCUUAAAAAGGAUCAAUCACAAAUUCUAAUUAUCUUUUUUCAUAACACUUAUAGAAUAAAGUCAAUAACAGAAAGGUGAAAAGAAACAAAGAAUUAUAGCUAGAUAAGGCUUAUUCAAUUAGAAAGUACCUUCAAGUAAAUUCUACGAUACAAGGAGAUUCAAAUAUGUCCCAUUCGAAGAUUUCACAGAAUAUUUCUUUAACUGAAUAGAAAGAUACAAACAUAGAAACAAAAUAUUCUUUAUCCCCUUUGAAGCAACUAUGCAAAAUCGAAGAGACUUUGAGUGUAAAAAGUAUUAAAGUUUAUAAUAAUUUUUAGAACUUUUAGAUAUUAAUUAUACUUAACCAGACAUUAAUAGAAAAUAUUAAUCUUAAGGUUCAAUCCAUAAUUAAUGUAUACUUGAAUUAGACUAAGAACUAGAAGAAGGUNGA